Molecule: messenger RNA, 1617 nt
Organism: Podospora pseudocomata
Lineage: Eukaryota; Fungi; Ascomycota; Sordariomycetes; Sordariales; Podosporaceae
Product: Diphthamide biosynthesis protein 2
Exons: 1
Coding region: 1-1617 (538 amino acids)
Biological process (GO): protein histidyl modification to diphthamide
Molecular function (GO): 2-(3-amino-3-carboxypropyl)histidine synthase activity
Source: RefSeq, a predicted model, not a curated record
AUGACCGAACUAUCCUCCGCCCCGGUGCUGUCAACCCCGGCCGAACACCUCUUCGAGCACGCCAGCCCAGAUUCCCAGACCGAGGCCAAGGCGCCGCGAAAAACCGACGACGAGCUCCGCCAAAUCUACGAAGUCGCACGGACGGCGCGAGAACUGCGACUGGGAAAAUGGAAGACAAUAGCCCUACAAUUCCCAGACGCGAUGCUGGUCGACGCGCCGAGGCUAGUCCAGGCGCUCAAGGAUGAGCUGACUGCUCUCCGAAAAGAAGAGGAGGAAUCAUCCGGGCCAAAACAAGACGAGAAGAUAUUCAUCUUGGCCGACACUUCCUACAGCGCGUGCUGUGUCGAUGAAGUAGCGGCUGAACACGCCGAUGCCCAGGUUGUGGUGCACUACGGCCGGUCGUGUCUCUCGCCCACGUCCCGAUUACCUGUUAUCUACGUGUUUACCCAACAUCGGCUCAACCUCGACGAGACGGUCGAAGCUUUCGAGAGGGAAUACCCGGGAAAAGACGCAAAGGUGGUUAUCAUGGCGGAUGUGACGUAUCAAUCCCACGUUCCGGCGGUUGCCUCACGUCUUGUGUCGGAGGGAUACACAAAUAUUUACUCCACGGCCAUCACCCAUGACCCAGCGAACAUCUUGCCCAACCGGAAGAUCGUCUCCCACAACGCCUCCUCCGAUUCUACACCCGAGGGGGAUUCACUAAAAGAAUACUCCCUCUUCCACAUCUCCACCCCCCCAACAGCCCUGCUACUAGCCCUCUCCUCGAGGGUAGGCUCCCUCUACAUCCACGACACGCCCCACUCCCCCUUUCCAUCAUCUAGCUCCCUCUCCGCAAGACGACUCCUCGGCCGGCGGUAUGCGAAGCUAUUAUCUCUGUCAACUGCGGGUAUCAUUGGGAUAUUGGUGAAUACGCUUUCAGUAUCGAACUACUUGUGUUCGGUGGAUGCGCUCAGGAAGAGGAUUGCGGCGGCGAAUAAAAAGAGUUAUACGGUUGUGGUUGGCAAGCUGAAUCCGGCGAAGCUGGCGAAUUUUGCGGAGAUUGAUGGGUGGGUGGUAGUGGGGUGUUGGGAGAGCAGUCUUGUGGAGGAUGAUGCUGGGUUUUUUAGGCCGGUGGUGACGCCGUUUGAGUUGGAGGUUGCGUUGAUGGGGGAUGGGGAGAGGGUUUGGGGGGGGAGUUGGUGGGGGGGGAUUGAGGGGGUGAAGGCGCCGGUUGGUAAGGAUGAAGAAGAGGAGGUGGUGGAGGGGAAGGAAGAGGAGGAUGAUGAUAGUGAAGAGGAGUCUGCGCCGCCAGAGUUUGAUCUUAGGACUGGGAGGCUGAUUAGUACUAGUCGGCCGAUGAGGGUGAGGAAGGUUAAGGAGCAGAGGGAGGGUGCGGAGGUGAAAGAGGGGGCGGCAGAAGAGAACAGGAAUGGGACGAAUGGGGCGCUUGCGUUGAGACCAAAGGCUGAGUUGGCGAUGGUGAAUGGGGUGGUUAGUCCCGGUGCUGAGUUCUUGAGGUCGCAGAGGACGUGGCAGGGGUUGGGGAGUGAUUAUACUGAGGAAGAGAGCACAGCUAUUGAGGAGGGGAGGAGGGGUGUGGCAAGAGGGUAUACGGCUGGGGAUAGUGAGAAGAGGUAG